GGUUUAGUAGUGUUGUCCAUGCUCUCUCUCUCACACACAUUCACACCAAUCACACACACACACACAUAAACGGCGCAGACAGAGAAGUUGGACUUUUACAACUUUUCUCUGCAUAGCGGGACUCCACGCGUCAGUUUUCCCACUUCCAACCUGGAAAACACCACAUUCCUCCUUCUUUACUUUUCUACCUGUGGCGUGGACGGAGUGGACCUGUCGGAUCGGGUCUCUGGCAACUUUUGGAUCAUCAUUCUUGUGGAAGAGCGCGCACCCUGACUUGCGGUGAGGGAAUAAUGUAACCGUGCGUAAAUGCGGUGGUCAUCCGUGUCGAUCACGCGUGGAACAGCAGCAGCAGCAGCAGCAGCGCAGGGGGCUCCGGUCAACAUGAGCAUGUCCGGCGGUUUGUCGGAUACUUGUCAGCUCAUUUUACGCGACCGCGUGGAGUCCGGGCUGUGGAAGUGAGACCUGCUGGGUCUCCUAAGGGGGAAGGAAUCGUUCUGGGAGGUGAAACCCACGCAGGCAGAGAAGCUCGCAGACUUUGCAGAAGGAGACGAUGAGGGGAACUUUGGGUGCGUUCAUCCAGUCCUGCCUGGUUCUGCUGGUCCGGACAGACCAGUGGAGGCUGAAGGAACCCACCAGCUGCCAGUUAAACACCAAACAAACCGACCUCAACUCCUUCCUAUGGACAAUCAAACGGGACCCCCCCUCAUAUUUCUAUGGUACAAUCCAUGUUCCGUACACACGCGUUUGGGACUUCAUCCCUGAAAACUCCAAACAGGCCUUUCAGGAAAGCAACAUUGUGUACUUUGAGCUGGACUUGACUGACCCUUACACCAUCUCAGGGCUGACCAGCUGCCAGUUGCUUCCUCAGGGUGAGAACCUCCAGGAUGUUCUACCCAGAGACAUCUACAGGAGACUCAAAAGACACCUCGAGUAUGUGAAACUCAUGAUGCCCUCGUGGAUGACCCCGGACCAGAGAGGAAAGGGCCUGUACGCCGACUACCUCUUCAAUGCCAUCGCUGGCAACUGGGAGAGGAAGCGGCCCGUUUGGGUCAUGCUGAUGGUGAAUUCGCUCACGGAGGCAGACAUCAAGACGCGAGGGGUUCCGGUGCUGGACCUGUACCUGGCUCAGGAAGCGGAGAGGAUGAGGAAGAAAACCGGGGCGGUGGAGAAGGUGGAGGAGCAAUGCCAUCCACUCAACGGACUCAACUUUUCCCAGGUCAUCUUUGCCUUAAACCAGACAUUAUUACAGCAGGAGUCUUUGAGAGCCGGAAGCCUGCAGGUCCCAUAUACUACUGAGGAUCUGAUUCGGCACUACAACUGCGGAGAUCUUAACUCAAUCAUCUUUAAUCAUGAGACCUCACAGGUGCCUAACUUCAAUAAUGUGACACUGCCGCCCAGUGAGCAGGUGACCGCCCAGGAAAUAGACAGCUACUUCAGACAGGAGCUCAUCUACAAGAGGAAUGAAAGGAUGGGGAAGAGAGUCAAGGCACUGCUCGAGGAACACCCUGACAAGAGCUUCUUCUUCGCUUUUGGAGCAGGUCACUUUCUCGGCAACAACACCGUCAUCGAUGUGCUCCGUCGCCAAGGUUACGAGGUGGAGCACACUCCUGCAGGGCAGUCUCUAAAAAGGAGAUCGUCAUUCAGACAUGCUUCUCCAGCGUCAGACCACGAGGAGUCUCUUCUUCUUGAGCCUUUCCUCCAUGAGCUCUCCCACAAGGAGGAAGACGGUGGGCGUCACCUAGAGGAAGAACUGUUUCCUCACGUCCUUCUUCCAACCGACAGCCUAGAGCUGCUGGAGAAGGCAGAAAGAAAAAUGCUGAAGAAAAAACGGCGGAACAAGCAGAAGAAACAGCGGAACCGGCAUUUCAAUGAUCUCUGGGUCCGCAUAGAGGAGAGCUCCAUGGGACAGUCCCCACCUCCCCCUGUGGUUCGCAUUAUUAAUGGCUACAUCACUGUGCAGCCGCCUCAAAGAGUCCACCAUCAGCUACCGUCUGGAUCCGCUAGCUCAUCAUCCUCAUCCUUCCUGCCCAUCUUUCUCUUCACUGUGCUAUCAGCUACCUGGCAGAAGUGGACUGUUUUUCUUUAGCAGGACUUCAUCAAUAUUCAAACUUUAAGAGGUUCAACUCAAAAUGAUCAAAGGUCUCACACAGUUUACACACUAGAUCUCUUUAAGACUGAGAUGGAAAUGGAAAAAGUUUAGUAAAACAUUGAGAAAUGAGCUUUGAAUGCAGUUUUCAAGUAAAGGGGUCACCUCAGUUCAAACCCCCUUUUUUUUAGCAAAUUGAGGCCAUGUUGAGCAUGCAAAUUCAAACAGUUUGAGGUUUCUUGGAACAUAAAGCUUAGGUUUCAGGGAUUCUUUACACACAGAGAAGCCUGCCGUACUCAAAACAAAGCAUGUAAAAUGAGAGAAAGAAAAAAGGAAAUCUAUAUAUAUAAGUCAGUUCCAUGAUGGAUCGCAGUUUUACUGCAGACACACUUUUGUUAGGCGUUCAGUGCCGGCCGUAUUUACAGAUAUCAAUACCUUUCAAAGACAGAGAACAAGAAUAUCAGUUAAACCAUUGCUGAAUGUUAGAUAUGUUCCACAACUGGGACCACAUGUUUGUGUGUGAUUGUGAAUAAGAGUGUACAUAAGUGCGUGUGUGUGUGUGUGUCAGUUAGGAACAAAGAUCCAAUCCGUUUUUAAGGCCAUGUCACACAGCCACUAUGUACUUUUUGCGCCUUUUCCACGUAUGAAAUUUCUGUCUUUUGUGAUACAUGCGUGACAUACGUAAUUCACAAGUGUUUCUUGUGUUUGUCAUUCGUCGAUGUGCGAUGUAAGUCUGUCGAGGGUUUCAGCUGACGGGUCUUUACGUGAGUUUGGUUUUGAGCUCUUCACAAGUUUUGGUCGGUGGAGAAUUACACAGUUUCACAUACUUUAUGUAGUUUAUAUGAAAUUACAUUUACAAGCCUGCUGACCUGCCUUCUCUUCAGGAAGCAGAGGCUUAGGACUUUGGGGUGGGUCUGUCCAUCACUCAAGCUGAAGUCAAUGAGCUCCUCAGUGGUAAGGCUCCCGGAGCAGAUGAAGUCCACCCUGAGUACCUCAAGUCUCUGGAUGCCGUCUUGGCUGACACAUCUUUGCAGCAUUGAGUGACGCUCAGGAACUGUACCACUGGACUGGCAGACAGGGGUGGUGGUUGCCCUUUUCAAGAAGACAGACUGGGGGGUGUGGAGCCCUGCUGGGAGUUUAUGCCAGGGUAUUACAGAGAAGAGUUGUUCGACAGUUGAACCUUAGAUCCAGGAACAAGAGUGCAGUUUCCGUCCUGGUCGGGGAACAGUGGACCAGCUUUCUACCCUCUAUAGGGUGCUGGAGGGUUUGUGGGAGUUUGCUGAUCUGGUCCACAUUUGCUUUGUGGAUUUGGAGAAGGCGUUCGACCGCGUCCCCCAUGGUAUCCUGUGGAGGGCGCUCUGGGAGUAUGGGGUCCGGGGAGCCUUACUGAGGGCUGUCCAGGCUCUGUAUAACCGGAGCAGGAGCUUGGUUCGCAUAGCCGGCAGUAAGUCAAAUCUGUUCCUGGUGUAUGUUGGACUCACGCAGGGCUGCCCUUCAUCCCUGGUUCUGUUGAUGGUCUUUAUGGGUAGCAUUUCUAAAGGCAGCCAGAGCCUGGGGGGGGCUAGUUUGGGGACCACAGGCGUGGUCGACCAUCUCAUUGCAGAUGAUGUUUCCUGUUGGCUUCAUCAAGCCAGGAUCUGCAGCGUGCAUUGGGCAGUUUGUGGCCGAGUGUGAAGCGACUGGGAUGACAGUCAGCACAGCUAAAUCUGAAGCCAUGGUUCUUGACAAGAGAAAGAUAGUUUGCCCUCUUUCGGUGCGCGGAGUUUCUUUUGCCCCAAGUGUAAGAGUUGAAAUAUGUUGGGGUCUUGCUUACUAGUGAGGGAAGUUCGGUCAGUAAGAUCGACAGCUGGUUUGGCGCAGUGUUGCUAUGUAGUCGCUGCUAUGCGGUCGCUGUUCUGUCUCCCAAGAGGAGAUUGAGGAAGCGGCCAGGCAGGUCUAGGCAUCUUUGCUUAGACUGGUGCCCCCACGACCCGGUCCCAGAUGAGCAGAAGAAGAUGGAUGGAUAGAUAAGCAAUUAUUACGUAGAUCUUACGCAGUUGUGCAGGAUUUUUGCGAGAUGCACGCACAAAUGUGUUGCUAUCCAUGACAGUUCCACUUAUGUCUAACAGACUUUUCACCCAUGUAUCACCAAUGUAUAUCUUUUAUAUCACGUAUAAUGUACACAGAUCACGUUCAAGUUACGUAUUUGACGCAAGAAUAACAAAUGAAUUGCAUAUUGCAAUAAUCCCGCACACUUCAUGUUCUACGUAGAUUUACGUUUUAACAUGAUUCAUUCAUGAUACAUCUGUGAAAAUUUCAAAUAAAGAAAACUUUUAUCACUUUUUCACGUAUAUUCAGGUAUGAACAAUUUUCAUCCGUGCCAUAUGAGCAAAAUAUACUUAGUUGCUUUGUGACCCGGCCUUUACAUCCCAUUUUUUUGCUAGCAGAAACGUUUAUCAGACCUUAAUUUAUUCUUCAGUUUUUAGAAGAGAUUGCUUAAAGUUGCUUAAGAACAUACUGUGGCUGUAAGUGUAUAUAUUCCUUUGAAAUAUUAUAGAUUUAUUCUAAAAUUGAGAAAAUGCAAAUUAUCAAAAUAAUUGUUGUCUAUACAAGUAUAUGAAUAGAUAACCGUAUAUUUUUGGGGAAAAACCGAUCAGGAACUAACCAUGUCAUUUUCACGACUUAUUGAAGUGUUUGCCACAAGAAUUCUAUUUGAUUGGGUUUAUUUUUCACAUAGAAGGAAUUUUGUUUAAUUUAUUGAAGUAUUAUAGUUUUACCUAAAGCAUGCAAACCAUGUUCAAUUGCUUCUUAAGAAAUGUUUUUUCUUCUUUUUUUUCUUUUUCUUUUUUGCUACAGUUUGUUUGAAAAAUCUCUUCAUAUUAACAGUGAAAAUGUCAAUUUAAACAUACAAAGAUGGCCACAUAAGUGGGCCCUUUUAAAUCAUAGUACUUUAGACUUUUUAUCAAUGCCACGGAAUGUUUGUAAUUAAUGAAGUUGGCAAUAAAAUAUUUAUUUAGAUGAAGA
This is a messenger RNA of Oryzias latipes (Japanese medaka), 5089 nucleotides long. It is a transcript of the gene trabd2a, whose product is annotated as TraB domain containing 2A. Lineage: Eukaryota; Metazoa; Chordata; Actinopteri; Beloniformes; Adrianichthyidae. Gene Ontology annotation, molecular function: metalloendopeptidase activity. Gene Ontology annotation, biological process: negative regulation of Wnt signaling pathway. The record is from RefSeq and is a predicted model, not a curated record. Gene Ontology annotation, cellular component: membrane.